Messenger RNA from Tetrahymena thermophila SB210, 1035 nucleotides. Its product is annotated as chromodomain protein. NCBI's taxonomy places the organism in Eukaryota, Ciliophora, Oligohymenophorea, Hymenostomatida, Tetrahymenidae. The record is from RefSeq and is a predicted model, not a curated record. The transcript is spliced from 3 exons.
AUGAAUAACAAAUAUUAUCAUCAACCUUCCUAAAAAUUUGAAAUCCUGGCCAUAUUAGAUAAAAGGGCAAAUCCUAAGAAUGGGAAAAUAGAAUAUUUAGUCCAGUGGAAAUAAUGGCCUCUAGAUUAUACAUGGGAGCCUAAAAAAAACAUUUAAAAUUUUAUUGAUCAAAAUGAGUUAUUUGUUGAUGAUGAAGACCUUAGGAGACAUUAUAAGGAAAAGCAAUAUCGAAGAAAAAUCUUAAGAGAAGAAAGAAAUAAUUAAGUUGAAAAGAUAUGCAAUAGUAUAGUUAAUCAUACUUAAAUUAAUACUACUUAGAAUAGAUAAAAUGAUAAUGAUUUACUUAGUAGUAUUGAUGAUUAUGAAGAAAAUAUAAUAUACGAGGAGAGCUUUGAUGAAUCGAAUUAUUAAGAAAACUGCAAGGAAUCAUGGAGCACAAAUCCGAAUACAUAAUAAACUAUUAGGAAAGAUGAAUUUUUUUUAUAAGAACCUGAUAGCUAUUCUAUGAAAAAGAUUUAAAAUAAAAAAGAGAUUAGUUCAUUAAAAAUAGAAAAUACUUUUAUCAACUCAAAGGCAUAAAAGUUUAAUAAAUCUUCUUCAGAAAUAGAUUUAAGUUAAAAUGAAGGAUCAUAAAAAGUUGAUUAAAUGAAUGAGUACUAAGUUAAUUAAGAUAAUUUUAAAACUGAGGGAUUUUCAGAAGAAAAUUUAUUUGAAAAUAAAUCUGCUUCCACUGAAUAAAUUCAAUUCUCUAAUGCUAAUGAUAGCUAAAAGCAUUAAAAAAUUGUUAGAAAGUAUUCAAAUGUGAUUUCAAAAGAUGAAGAAAUCGGAGAAUUUAUGAAAGAUGAAAUUUCAAACAUAGAAAUGGAAAUAAAAUAUUCAUUUAAGGUGAAUUGGAAAAGAAGAAGCAAUGGAGUCACUCCAUUGUCAAAAACAAUAGAAGUUCUUAGUAAAAAGCAUAUUUCUCCUUAAGAAAUGAUUGAUUAUUUAACUUAAUCAAAUUAAAUUAAUAAUGAAAUAGAUAAAAGUUAAAAAUGA